AUGGGUCGGAACGUCAAUUCCAUGGCCAAAACCCAGUUCCGGUCAAGUUAUGGGUCGGAACCACCAAUUUUGGGCCUUUUAUGGGUCGGAACCGCCAAUUCCAUGGCCAAAACCCAGUUCCGGUCAAGUUAUGGGUCGGAACCACCAAUUCUGGGCCUUUUAUGGGUUGGAACCGCUAAUUCCAUGGCCAGAACCCAGUUCCGUCGGGGCUGGAGAGUCGUCGCUACUCUUAGCCUAGGCAACAUUAUUUUAUAUAGGGAAUGGCGUAGCUUCCUCCGCGACAAUGGCGUGGAACAAGGGGAGACAAUUGUCUUCAAUAAAGUCGGCGUCGAUAUGUUUGAAGUUGUUUGUUUGGAUGAGAAAGAAUGUGAAAAAUCCGUUCCUUCUGUGGGAUAUCGACCAGCCUAUGCCGAUCCACAAAAUUUUAUGACUUAG
Molecule: messenger RNA, 435 nt
Organism: Striga asiatica
Lineage: Eukaryota; Viridiplantae; Streptophyta; Magnoliopsida; Lamiales; Orobanchaceae
Source: the annotation of a GenBank genome assembly